Rhizophagus irregularis DAOM 181602=DAOM 197198 is the source of this 517-nucleotide messenger RNA. NCBI's taxonomy places the organism in Eukaryota, Fungi, Glomeromycota, Glomeromycetes, Glomerales, Glomeraceae. The record is from RefSeq and is a predicted model, not a curated record.
AGGAAAGUGAGAUGACUAAGUCCAAGACUUCUGACAAGCUUGAAAAGUUUCUUGCUGGUGGGGAUAUUAUUCUUAAUUGUUUCAUUCCUGGUGAAAAAGUGGGGGAUAUUUUCGAUGUAACGAUAUCUAAUGCCAAUAACAAUCAAGUUUCCUCUCUCGUGAAUGCAAUCAGAAACCAAUGUCUAGAUCGUUUUCAGGAUAUAGAUUCAAUCAGGCUGGUUUUAUAUAAGGUCGGGUUCAUGUCUGAUAGCGUUGUAAUCCACUACUUAAGUAACAAUGAAUUACUUCGAAGUAGAUGGUGCAAUAAGAAUGGAACAAUUUUUAGUCGUUUUCCCACACGGCCCUAACGUAUCUAUGGCGGUGAAAAGGGAAACAAUGUUAUCGUGUACCUCCUACUGAAACAGUGCCAGAGGUACUAAGCAAAGAUAAUUAGUAUUUUUUAUUUCGUAUCAUAUAGCGAUAUAUUUGCAAUUUUUAUAUAUUGUAAGCCGGCUUCCGGCAACGAUUUAUUUCAUAA